GUCAACCUGUCGUUCAGAUGCCAUCAACAUUGUUCCCUUCCGCGGCUUCUUCUCUCAGCUCUACUGUUUAAACAUCUACCUGUUGAAAGUUGCAACUUGUUUCCCGAUUUUCCGACCCAUUCAAAAAACCAUGGCUUAAAGCCGAAGCCAUGGUAGUAACAACGCUUAUAGAGACGAUGAACGCGCGAAGCGUGAAGAGAGGCGUCUCGUUGUAUAAAGAGAAACGCCUGAACCGAUGGCGGGACAAGAGCGAUAUCGAGCAGGGCAGCAUGGUGAGGAAGCUGCCCCCGGAGAGACCCAGGGCUGAGGACCCCAUUCUGAUGGCCGAGUUACUCCACCUGAAGAAAUACCAGGGAGAGAGAAUGGAUACCGUCUCAGACUGGGAGAACUCGGUUACAGUUGUUCCGAUGCUGCACAAGGUUUGUUUCGAGGGCUAUGUGAACACUGCCCAGAAGCUACUGGAUGAAGGAGAAGACGUUAAUCAGUGUAUCGAUGAUGGACCCAAACUUCUCCGGUUUCUACAUGGAGGAUUCGUGACCUACACUGCUUUCUUUUUACACUCCACUCCACUAAUGAUGGCCGCUCACCAGGGUCACGUCCCUGUCCUCAAACUGCUGAUUCGCAAAGGUGCAAAAGUGGACCAAAGAGAUAGGAUGGGCUGUUCGGCAUUUUCAUUGGCUGUAUCCAGUCAGCGGAUGGAUGCCUGUCGUCUGCUUCUGAAACAUGGUGCUGACAUUAACAACGUCGACCAUAAGUAUAACUUCACACCUAUAAUUCUGGCCUGCCGAAAAAAUGACACGGAAUUAGCGAAGUGGCUGAUCAAGAAAGGUGCAAAUGUCAGGUUGACGGACGUGUAUGGGAGAAACUCGCUUCAUUAUGCUGCUUGGAAUUAUAACCAAGAAUUGGUACGCCUGCUGCUUUCACACCGACUGGAUGUGAACGGCCGAGAUUUUUCUGGCUGGUCUCCGAUUCAUUACGCCGUGGGUGAGCUGGAACUCGAUCCUACUCUGGAACAGGGAAUCAGGUCUCUACCCUCCAGGCUGGGGUCUCAUGGGAGUCAAGGCCCACAUCAAUAG
Liolophura sinensis is the source of this 1076-nucleotide messenger RNA. Its product is annotated as ankyrin repeat domain-containing protein 50-like. The transcript has 3 exons. The coding region runs from base 150 to 1076 and encodes 308 amino acids. Lineage: Eukaryota; Metazoa; Mollusca; Polyplacophora; Chitonida; Chitonidae. The record is from RefSeq and is a predicted model, not a curated record. Gene Ontology annotation, molecular function: protein binding.